This is a messenger RNA of Brachypodium distachyon (stiff brome), 982 nucleotides long. RefSeq names its product cytochrome b561 and DOMON domain-containing protein At5g47530. NCBI's taxonomy places the organism in Eukaryota, Viridiplantae, Streptophyta, Magnoliopsida, Poales, Poaceae. The coding region runs from base 61 to 723 and encodes 220 amino acids. The record is from RefSeq and is a predicted model, not a curated record. The transcript has a single exon.
CCCCUUCCCUCCAAACCCGACUGCACGGCCACUAGGUACCUCCAUUCUUUCAAGACAUCGAUGGCACCUUCUGCUCGCCACGCAGCCGCCGCUAGCAUGCCUCUCUCCCUCAUCUUCUUCCUCGCAGCCAUCGCCUUAAACUUCUCGGGCCUGUCGUCCACUGCCUCCAACGCACAGGCAACAUCAUCCUCAUGCGCGAGCCACACCUUCUCGAGCAACCAGGUGUACGCCGCGUGCGCCGCCCUGCCGCGCCUCGGCACCACGCUGCACUACAACUACACGGCCGGCGCCGGCGCCGGCCACAACAACAGCACCGUGUCCGUCGCCUUCCGCGCGCCGUCGUCCAGCGGCGGGGGUUGGGUGGCGUGGGGGAUCAACCCGGAGGGCACCGGCAUGGUGGGCGCUCGGGCCGUGGUGGCGUUCCGGGGACCCGACGGCGGCGUCGUCGCGUACCCGACGCUGCUCGACAGCUACGCGCCGUCCAUGGCGCCCGCGGCCGCGGAGGAUGAGAUGGGGUUCUUAAUCUCGGACGUGGCGGCGGAGUACGCCGAGGGCGGGAAGGAGAUGGUGGUCUACGCGACGGUGGCGCUGCCGGCCGGUAAAGGGAGCGAGUUCAACCACGUCUGGCAGCGGGGGAGCUCCGUGGUGAAGGGCGUGCCGGCGGCGCAUCCCACCGCCGGGGAUAACAUCCUCUCCACGGGCACCAUCGAUUUCAGCAAGUGAUCCCCAGUACACUUGUUGGGCGCUAGCUGCUAGCUUGUUCCCGUCCGUAUCCGUACGUGCGUAUAUGCAUUUAUGUAUCUUUGGUUGUUUGCCUCGCGGUAUUCGUACAGCACUGUGCUCCCUGUACGGAGUGUUCGUAUCGUCUGUAAUUUGCUCGAUCGGCGCAGUGGAAUAUAGUGGAGUAUAUAUAUAUGUAUGUGUGUAUAUCAACAUAUGCAUGCCUUUGCUUGAUAAUUUGACAUUAUUAGUUUAAAAAAAA